Helobdella robusta is the source of this 537-nucleotide messenger RNA. RefSeq lists its product as hypothetical. The transcript has 5 exons. The record is from RefSeq and is a predicted model, not a curated record. Lineage: Eukaryota; Metazoa; Annelida; Clitellata; Rhynchobdellida; Glossiphoniidae. Bases 1 to 537 code for a protein of 178 amino acids.
AUGACCGGCCUGGCUGCCCUAUUGCGUCCGAACCGAAUUAAGAGUUUCUUCAGGCCGUCAUCUGUCUGCAGUUUUAAGAAAUUUUUUCGACCAUCAAGCGGACAGAUGGAUGAGUUGAAAUCAAAUCCAUUUUAUUCAAAAUAUGCUGCUAAAUUAGAUGAAAUAAAAAGAACAAGACCCAAGGAAUUUCAGCAAAAAGUUGAGGAAUUGAUCAAGCAGAAAAAUUUGUCAUCAUGCAAAGAUUGUGCAGGUCCCAACACCAACAGCGAAGAAAAUGUAUCCAGUGACAUUCAAAAAUUGAAGUUAGAAUCAGUUAUGAACAUGAGUCUGAUAGAGAACAAAACAACAGAUGAAAUAAUUGAGACAGCAGAACCCAUUACGGAAAAAUUCCUUCGACUAAAAGCCAAGUUUGUCUCAAGUGCUAACAGUAAGCCUAAAUUGUCAGAGCACAAUCAAUUGAAGGAAAAUGCCCAGACGUGCCUGUCCGUUCAUCACUUCACUGAGUUGGCUCAAUCUAAAGGUCGUUUGUCUGCUUGA